This is a messenger RNA of Closterium sp. NIES-65, 2013 nucleotides long. Lineage: Eukaryota; Viridiplantae; Streptophyta; Zygnematophyceae; Desmidiales; Closteriaceae. The record is from the annotation of a GenBank genome assembly.
AUGCCUGUGCGACCCUCCUCCCCUCCCCUCCCCUUCCCCUCCCUCACCUUCCCUCCCCUCCUCUUCCCUGCCCUCCUUCGUCUUCCCCGUCUUCCCCUCUUCUCCCCCGUUCCUCUUCUCCCCCGUUCCUCUUCUCCCCCGUUCCUCUUCUCCCCCUUCCUCCCACUUCCCCCAGUGCCCGUGCUGCUGCAGCUGCAGAACACGCUCGAGCUCGUGCACUACAAGUGGGCGGGCUUGCCCGUGCCUCUGCAGCUGCAGAACACGCUCGAGCUCGUGCAAUACAACUGGGCGGGCGGGCUUUUGAGACGUCUAAAACGUUCCCUUUAUUCUCUCCCCUUCCUCCCACUUCCCCCAGUGCCCGUGCUGUUGCAGCUGCAGAACACGCUCGAGCUCGUGCAAUACAACUGGGCGGGCGCGGGGGACUGCGCGCUCGCCGCGGAACUCGGGGAGGCGGAAACCAGGGGAGAAGCGCGGGGAGAACCGGGGGUAGAGGCCGCGGCAGCAGCAGCGGCGGUGGGUGGGGCGGCGGAGCCGUUGUUCCCCCUGCGGGGGAAGGCUGCGGGGGUAGUGGGGCGCGCGGGGUGGGCGGGGGUGGCGUGUGACUCUCAGGGGAACCCCGUCCGCAUGGAGUUCCCCCGACAGGGCCUCACUGGGCAUCUGCCUCUUGACGUCUCCAGGCUCACCUCGCUCACCAAGAUGGACCUCUCGUCCAAUUUCCUCUUCGGCAGCAUCCAGCCGUCCAUCACCGCCGCCUUUCCACGCCUCACAGCACUACUGCUAUCAAGCAACCGCCUCACGGGCCGAGUUCCAUCACGCCUCCCGCCUCUCCUCUCCACCCUCUCCCUCUCCUCCAACUACCUCUCGGGCUCCCUCCCCCGCACCUCCCUCCUCUGCUCCCCCGCCUCCUUCUCCCUCAACUGCUUCUCCAAACAAGACCUUUAUUCCUGCUUCGUCUCCCGAACCAGCCAGCCAGGCUCGGCCGGGCCUCGCUUAGGCUCCGCUGUGCUGGACCUGGCGUCUCUUGUGGAGCAGCAGCGGCCGGAGCAGCAGUGCGGGGAGGCGCUGUGUGGGGGAAUAAGCGAAGGGGAGUAUUGUGAGGGGAAGGGAGUGUGCCGCCCAAUGAUCCUCAGUCCGGCAUUCAAGUAUGGCGAUGUGCUGCCGUGGAUGUGUGCAUGCCACGACGGGGAAGUGGGUCGAUGCUGGGCCCCAGAGUGUGCCUAUGUCGAGAAGAGGGUUGUGGGGGAAGAUGAGGAUAUGGAUGGGCUAGAUUCCCGAUUGAUUAAUCUAUUCCUGAUCUUGAACCUGGACAACCAUCGUCGCCAAAUAAGUCUGGUGGUGUUUGCAAGCAAGGCUGGCGUGUUGAGCUUUCACGUGCCUCUGGCGGAGGAGGAGGUGGUCCAGUUCCUGUGCGAAGGGGAGGUGACGACAUGCGCUGCUACGAGUGCGGCGAACCCGGUCAUUUCGCCCGCGAGUGUCGCAUGCGUCUCGGAGGAGGCGGAGGCGGAGGUGGAGCGCGCGGUCGCAGCCCUCCGCGCUAUCGCCGAAGCCCGGAUUACGGUCGCGAGAGGGAUGAUUCCCCUCGGCGCAGGAGCCCCUCUCCCCGCCGCCGGAGCCCGUCCCCCGGUCGUCGCCGGAGCCCCUCCCCCCCCCGCCGCCGGAGCCCUUCCCCGGACAGGCGCCGCGGAAGCCGAUCUCCCCCGCGCGUCCGCAGCCCGGCUCCCGGGUCCCCGCGUCGUGACGAGUGAGUGCUCGCGUGCUUCAUCCGCCCCGUUUUACCCUCUAUUGCGGCCACCAUUACGCCCCCCCCGUUCUCCUUUUGCCGCCUUCCCUCCUGUCUUCCUCUCUUGUCUCUCCCUAUUCUCCCUUUCCCCAAAUCCUUCCUGUUUCUCGCUGUCAACCCUCCUGCGCAAACCUCUCUUCCCUCACCCUCCCACUCCCCCUCGUGCUCUCCAUAUGUACCUGCCACCUGGAUCUGAUUUGUUUCUCUCUCUUAGCUCGCCUGACGCCAAGUGA